AUGGUUUCAUACAAAGCUCUUCUUAUUACUCUUGCUGCUGUUACGAGGGUCUUGGCAUAUCCAGCCAACUCAAGUAUUGAACUCGUCGAUCGAAGUGGGACACCUAGCUCCACUGGAACCAGUGGCGGAUACUACUAUUCCUUCUGGACAGACGGUGGCGCAGAUGUUACUUACACAAAUGGUGCUGGUGGCGAGUACAAAAUACAGUGGUCAGGAAAUGGCAAUCUUGUUGGUGGAAAGGGCUGGAACCCUGGAAGUGCUAGGGCUGUCACCUAUAGUGGCACGUACAGUCCAAAUGGCAACAGUUAUCUUUCCCUCUAUGGUUGGACAACAUCACCUCUUAUUGAAUACUAUGUUGUCGAGAAUUUCGGUACAUAUGAUCCAAGCACUGGAGCUACCUUGAAAGGUACCGUGGUUAGUGACGGAGCAACUUAUAAAAUCUAUCAGACCCAACGCGUCAACCAACCAUCUAUUAUUGGUACUGCUACCUUUUAUCAAUAUUGGUCUGUUCGACAAUCAAAGCGAACUGGUGGUACCGUAACAACCGGAAAUCAUUUCAAUGCUUGGAAAGCACUAGGAAUGAACAUGGGUACUUUUGAUUACAUGAUAGUCGCAACAGAAGGUUACUUCUCCAGUGGGUCAUCCGAUAUAACUGUCGGAAGUUCAACAGGAGGUGAUGGGAGCGGAACUACUACCACGGCUCCUGCUUCUUCUCCUACAACAUCACCAGGUGGCACCUGCGGUGCUCUAUACAGCCAAUGUGGUGGAGCUGGAUUUACAGGCUCUCAAUGCUGUGCAUCUGGGACCUGCAAGUAUUCAAAUUCUUAUUAUUCUCAAUGCUUGUGA
This is a messenger RNA of Botrytis sinoallii, 846 nucleotides long. RefSeq lists its product as uncharacterized. The record is from RefSeq and is a predicted model, not a curated record. Gene Ontology annotation, cellular component: extracellular region. Lineage: Eukaryota; Fungi; Ascomycota; Leotiomycetes; Helotiales; Sclerotiniaceae. Gene Ontology annotation, biological process: xylan catabolic process. Bases 1 to 846 code for a protein of 281 amino acids. Gene Ontology annotation, molecular function: cellulose binding; hydrolase activity, hydrolyzing O-glycosyl compounds. The transcript is spliced from 5 exons.